AUGAUUUCUAAGGUGUAUUUAUUGAUUUCUAACCUCUUAUUGAUUGGAAUAGCCUCUGCUGCUGCCAUCGAUGGAAUCUUCCAAGAAAUCACUUCUUUGGAAUGGACUCCAUUAGCUUCCACUUACAAUCCAGCACCUCAAUCUCCAGCUUGGGAAGCAACGGUUACUUGGAGUAUUCAGGGAGAUUCUGCUUCAGCAGGCGACACGUUUACUUUACAUCUUCCAAAUGUUUUCAAGUUUGUUACCAGUAACACUUCAGUUGAUCUUUCUGUCAACAGUGUCAGUUAUGCUACCUGUGAUUACUAUUCUGGAGAAGUUACUACAGAUUACUCUGAACUUAGGUGUACUUUGAGUUCUAGUGUUACUUCAUCGACUUCGGCAACAGGUUAUGUUUCCUUCCCAAUUACCUUCAACGCAGGAUUUGGUGGUUCAUCAGUCGACCUUGAAGCUGCUUCUGUUUUCACCGGCGGCUCCAACUCUAUUACUUGGACAGAUGGUACCCAUGACAUUACUGGUAGUGUUACAUUCACUGCUGGAUCAGGGUCUACAUUGAACGAUAACCCAGAUCAACAAGUUGUAGGAGCUCGUCUUAUAUCAUCUGUCAAUAGAUUACAACAACUUGUAAUUGGUGGUCAAUGUUCAAGCGCAACCCUGAGUGGUUCGAUCGGUUUCAUAUUCACUAACGGUGCUAAUAUCGAUUGUUCUACUGCUCACGUUGCUAUCUCAAACUCUUUGAAUGAUUUCUAUUUCCCAGAGACUGCUGGUCUGAUUGAUAUUUCCGGAACUUGUUCUGAUGGUCAAUACGUUGUCACAUACUCCAAUGUUCCAAGUGGAUACCGUCCAUACAUCGACCUUACAGUUGUUCCACCAACAGGUACAGAUGUUGUGUCUGUUACUGUAGUUAACACAGUUAAAUGUGGAAGUGCAAAUGAAAUUGCAUAUGGUGGUCCAUACACUUGGAAUAAUUACAAUAAUGGAGAAUCAGCUUCAAAUGGUAAUGAAAUCGUGUACACCACUAGUACCUGGACAGGAACUACCACCGGUGUUACCACAUUACCAUUCAGCUCAGGAUAUGGUAACACUCAAACAAUUGAGGUAUUACUUCCUAUUCCAACCACUACUGUAACUUCAACUUGGACUGGCACUGUUACUACCACCACUACUCACACCGCUCCACCAGGUGGAACUGUUACCGUAGAAGUCGAUGUUCCAGGUUCUUACACCACCGAGACCACCACAUGGCCAGAAUCGUACACUUCUACCACAACUAUUCCAAACACCACAGGUGGAACUGGAACUGUUGAAAUUGAAGUUCCUACUCCAACCACUACUGUGACCUCUACUUGGACGGGCACUGUUACCACCACUACCACUCACUCCGCUCCACCAGGUGGAACUGUUACCGUAGAAGUCGAUGUUCCAGGUUCUUACACCACCGAGACCACCACAUGGCC
Messenger RNA from Dujonia railenensis, 1454 nucleotides. The record is from the annotation of a GenBank genome assembly. NCBI's taxonomy places the organism in Eukaryota, Fungi, Ascomycota, Pichiomycetes, Serinales, Debaryomycetaceae.